AUGCUCCGCAGCGCCGUGUUGCCGAACAAAUUCACCUUCCCGUUCCUCCUCAAGGCGUGCGCCGCGCUCCCGGGCUCCCCGGGCGUUGUGCUCCAGGCGCACGCCGCGGCUCUCAAGUUCGGGUUCGCCACCGACCAGUAUGUUUCCAAUACUCUCAUACACAUGUGCUCCUGCUUCGGCGGUGAGUUCCUCGGGGACGCGCGGAAUGUGUUCGACAGAAUGGCCAAAUCGAGUGCGGUUACUUGGAGCGCGAUGAUCGGCGGGUAUGUGCGUGGGGGGCUGUCGAGUGAUGCAGUUGGGCUGUUCAGGGAGAUGCAGGCCAGCGGGGUGUGGCCAGAUGAGGUCACAGUGAUUGGUGUUCUAGCAGCAGCAGCAGAUUUGGGAGCACUCGAGCUUGCUCGGUGGGUUGGGCGCUUCAUGGAGAGGGAGGGGAUUGGGAAAUCUGUGAAGCUGUGCAAUGCGCUGAUAGACGCGCUCGCCAAGUGUGGUGACGUGGAUGGGGCUGUGGCAGUGUUCCAAGGGAUGGAGGAGCGGACUGUUGUGUCUUGGACCUCAGUGACUGAUGCACUUGCAAUGGAGGGUCGUGGGAAGGAGGCUGUGGCGGUGUUCGAGGAGAUGAAUACUGCUGGCGUGCGGCCUGAUGAUGUUGCGUUCAUCGGGGUGCUCACUGCGUGUAGCCAUGCUGGAAUGGUUGAUGAAGGUUAUGUCUACUUUGAUUCAAUGAAGAUGGAAUAUGGCAUUGAUCCUAAGAUCGAGCAUUAUGGCUGCAUGGUUGACAUGUUUGGUCGUGCUGGCAUGGUCGAGCGAGCAAUGGAGUUUGUUCAUAUGAUGCCCAUGAAACCAAACCCAAUAAUAUGGCGGACACUUGUUGCUGCAUGCGGUGCCCAUGGCAGGCUUGAGCUUCGUGAAAGCAUCACCAGGAAUCUUCUAAACGAGUACCCGGCUCAUGAGGCCAACUAUGUUAUGCUCUCCAAUGUCUACGCGCUGACACAGAGGUGGGAGGAGAAAUCAGAGAUUAGGAGAGAGAUGAGCAAGAGAGGAAUAAAAAAGGUGCCAGGUUGCAGCCUUGUUGAGCUUGAUGGGGAGGUUCAUGAAUUCAUAGCUGGAGAUGAGUCGCACCCACAGUGGAAAGAGAUAUACAUGAUGGUCGAGGAGAUGGCAAGAGAGCUAAGGCGUGUUGGGCACAUCUCAGCUACAUCAGAGGUUCUCCUUGACCUUGACGAGGAGGAUAAGGAGGGCGCACUUCAGUGGCACAGCGAGAAGCUGGCGAUUGCAUUUGUGCUACUGAGGACUCCUCCUGGUACAGAGGUCCGUGUGGUUAAGAAUCUCCGGGGCAUUGCAGAAGAUGAUGUUAAUGAUAAUUUCAAGGGAGCUUCUGCAAAUCUUUCAAGGUUCGUCCAUUCAUUUGAAAUAUGA
Miscanthus lutarioriparius is the source of this 1416-nucleotide messenger RNA. Lineage: Eukaryota; Viridiplantae; Streptophyta; Magnoliopsida; Poales; Poaceae. The record is from the annotation of a GenBank genome assembly.